AAACGCUAACGUGAGUCAACGUCGAUAACUGGAUGAGCUACACUAAGUCUGCCAGAAUGUACAUAUCGAGCGGCUAUUGACCAAGAAAAGAUUAAAUCAAUUCUCCAAGUAUCAGUCUAGUUAAACAAGUUGCAACCGUAGAUGACUCCAUAAGUUCCGCACGCUGGUACUAUAUAUCCAUGAUUGGGUCGUUACCGUUAUCAUUUGUGAUCGAGAGCAUCAGACCGAAAAUGUCGUCGGGCAGAAUGUGUAUUGUUGUGCUAUUGACAAGUAUUCUACUGACGUCAGUUGCACCUAACCAACGUGAUAGUGCCUGCCCUCCCCAGUGCUCAUGCAUCGCGUUCCAAGUUGUGUGUGACCAACAAUGUUUUAAUCAAACUCAGAUGUCAAGCGUAUUUGAUAACAUCAACGACCAUGCGAUUGAGAUCUUGGUCACCGGAAACGUCUUUCCCAAUAUGACCGAAGAACUGUUCUGGUAUAACAAGGAAAGCGUUCGAAGUCUUGACAUAUCGAACAACAGUAUUCAAAUAUUGUCGAGCAGAACUUUCCAGUUUCUGAGCAAUCUUGAAACACUCCAUAUGGCAGACAACACGAUUUCUAUGAACCCGAUUAGUCUCUUCAGAAAGGUUCCCGGUGUAAAAGAUGUUUCCAUGCGAAGCGCCUUCCAGAGUAUCAGCAACGGAUCUUACAUAGUGCCGAACUUGACAGAAAUCUUUCUUGACGUAGACUUAAAUUCUUUGCGAUACUUAGAUUUAUCUGGUAACAACCUUUCGGUAAAUGGCGGAUUCCGUAGUCUGUGUAACGCAAGGCAGCUAAAACUACUGAAAUUAAGUAAUGCUGGCUUGCGAAGUCUUCGCUUUAACACUGACUGUUUCUCACAAAUAACGGAGAUUGAUAUAUCGCUGAACGAGAUUGACUACCUUGAUGCAGAGGAUAGAAGCGCACUGGAGGCGAUGCCUAAAUUAUCGAUGUUGAACAUAUCACUUAAUCCGUUUCGCUGCGACUGCAUAGCCAAGGGUUUUAUCACGUGGUUACAGAAUAAAUCGCUGAGUUUUAACGUGGUAGACAAAGAUCGUGUAACAUGUUCCGGCGUGUCACUAUACAAUAUAAAUGUUGCUGAGAUUGGUUGCAAUUCGUUAUUGGGAAUGUCAAUCGUUAACGGGCGUUUAACGUCGUGGGGUCUUCUCUCACUUUCGGUCGUUGUCAUGAUCAGCGUUAUGAUUAUAAUUGGAAUCAUAGUUAAACACAAAACAACGUUGGCUCGUAAAAGCUAUCGGCUGCUGAAACACUUGCGGAGAAAUGACUAUAGAUCGCUAGGAAUAGAAGAACAAGAGUUCGAGGAAGAUGUGAUGAUUUAUGCAGUUUAAGUGAUAACAAAAUGUACAGUAGCUACAGUUCAUCUUAUUUAUCUACGUUCAUCUUAUUUACCUACUCCUUGGUUUAUUUUCAAUUGAAAUGUGCUAAUUAUUGUACUGUCAUAUCGAUAAUAAUAAAAAACAAACGUGGAAGACUGCAACCAGAUUUUAUGGAUAUUCACAUGGAUAGAUUGUUAAUUUGUUGUCAUACCAA
Molecule: messenger RNA, 1569 nt
Organism: Priapulus caudatus
Lineage: Eukaryota; Metazoa; Priapulida; Priapulimorpha; Priapulimorphida; Priapulidae
Product: leucine-rich repeat transmembrane neuronal protein 2-like
Exons: 2
Coding region: 180-1367 (395 amino acids)
Cellular component (GO): membrane
Molecular function (GO): protein binding
Source: RefSeq, a predicted model, not a curated record